CAUGAUCGGCUUUUCGGUCCCUGCAGCAUAAUGCUGCCACUGUCAUGUUUCACCAUCGGGAUGCUGCAAUCACUGCGGCGCAGUGCUUUCAUAGGGCUCGGCUUUGGGGACCGAGGGGACGCCUUUGAUUUCAACGUGGCUCUGCAGGAUCAUUUCAAGUGGGUGAAGCAGGAGAGUGAAAUCAGCAAAAACAGCCAGCUUGGCAACAUUCAACCAAAGCUGGAUUUGGGCUUUAAGGAGGGACAGACUAUCACAUUGAAUAUAGGGCAGGGGAAAAAGCGGGAUAAGCCCCGUCCACAAGGCUCAGCGGGAGUUGGACUCCUUCCACCGCCACCUGGAGGGAAGAUAGCUCCGCCUCCUCCAUCAGGCUCAUCCAACCACAACAUGGUCCCCCAGACAGCCAGCACAGCCUCAGGCUGCCUCUUGGAGCUGGACAGUAGUAACUCUAACACAGUGGUCCAGUCAAAUCAGGGUUCAGAUGUACUUUGGGGAGAAUUCUCAGCUCCUGCAAGUUCUGUUCCUCCUCCUUCAACACCUCAGAACUCCACAAACUGGAUCCAGUUCUGAUUCGCCGCUGCUUGACGUCAGCCGUGGUGUUUCAUCUCGCCUGCGUUCGUGUCCAUGGCUUCGUGUGAACCACACAGACAGCAUCUCCCACACACUCACCCUCCUGGCAGCAGAGUUAACAACCGCCGCCGUUCUGUAAAAUCAUUCCACUGAAAUAAAGCUUCUCUUCAGUCUAAAAUGCUGCCGACAGCAAAUGAAGCAUUAAUGAGUUAAAGCCAUGAAGUUCAUAUGAGCCAUAAACAACAACUAAUAAGGGCUAUGAAGCUGGUGUUACUCUUCAUGUAUUUGCAUCUUUUCGCCUGUAGGGGGCAGAGCUAUCUUUUGUUGCUGCAUGAAUUUACAUUUUAUUUAUGUGAGGGCUCCAUCUGCUGGCACCAAAGAGAACUAAACGUCUAGACUUAGCAGCUCUUUUUGGUAUUUGGUAAGAAAUUGAACAAGCAAAAAA
Messenger RNA from Cyprinodon tularosa, 1012 nucleotides. Its product is annotated as adaptin ear-binding coat-associated protein 1-like. The annotation marks the transcript as partial. Gene Ontology annotation, cellular component: clathrin vesicle coat; membrane. NCBI's taxonomy places the organism in Eukaryota, Metazoa, Chordata, Actinopteri, Cyprinodontiformes, Cyprinodontidae. The record is from RefSeq and is a predicted model, not a curated record. The transcript is spliced from 6 exons. Gene Ontology annotation, biological process: endocytosis.